Wyeomyia smithii (pitcher-plant mosquito) is the source of this 1362-nucleotide messenger RNA. RefSeq lists its product as uncharacterized. Lineage: Eukaryota; Metazoa; Arthropoda; Insecta; Diptera; Culicidae. Gene Ontology annotation, molecular function: nucleic acid binding. The transcript has a single exon. Gene Ontology annotation, biological process: DNA integration. The record is from RefSeq and is a predicted model, not a curated record. The coding region runs from base 1 to 1362 and encodes 453 amino acids.
AUGAAACAGUGGUUCAACGGCGGCCAAAAUUUAUGGUCUCGUGGUCCCUCAUCUGUUGAAGAAGAUAUUUGUUUGGAUAAUGAUCAACUGCCGGAGCUGAAACCGAUUGCGAUUGUUGCUGCUGUGAUAGGAAAACCACAGAUCACACUAACAAGACUAAGCAAUUUUCGACGUCUGCAACGUGCGUGGGUAUAUGUAUUGCGGUUUAUUAAGAUCAGUCACACAAAGGUUCGUGAUGCAUCUCCUAUCCAAGCACAUGAAAUUGCUGAGGCAACGCAUCUUAUCAUUAAGUUCGUACAGAAGGAAUCCUUUGAAGAACUUUUCGAUGAACUGAAAGCGGGAAAAAGAAAAUUAAAGCAGUAUAGAAAUCUGGCUCCAUUUAUUGAUGCGGACGGACUUAUCAGGGUCGGCGGUCGUCUCAAAUACUCGUCUAUUCCUUAUGAUGGAAAGCAUCAAAUUUUACUUCCCGAGAAGCACCAUGUGACACAAAUUCUCAUUCGUCAGUUGCACUGCGACAAUUUUCAUAUUGGGCAGCAGGGUUUGUUGUGUAUCGUUCGCGAACGUUACUGGCCAAUAAAUGCAAAAAUCUUGAUUAGAAGAAUCGUCUCCAAAUGCUACACCUGCUUUCGUCAAAACCCGCCGACAGUAAACCAAUUUAUGAGCAAUCUCCCAGAUUAUCGAAUUACACCAUCUCCUGUUUUCUCAAAUACCGGAGUGGAUUAUGCUGGUCCAGUAUACCUCAAGGAGGCUGGAAAAAAGAAAACGGUUUACAAGGCUUAUAUUGCUCUCUUCAUCUGUAUGGCAACAAAGGCUGUUCAUAUUGAGGUGGUAUCAAAUUUGACUGCAGAAAACUUCAUCGCUGCUUUACAAAGAUUCAUCAGCCGACGUGGUAUGGUGGUCAACAUGUAUUCCGACAAUGGGACGACGUUCGUAGGUGCAAAUCACGAGCUGGCAGAAUUACGGAAAAUGUUUAAAAAACAACAAAAGGUGAAUGAUUUUUGUGCUUCUAAGGGGAUUCAAUGGCACUUUAUUCCCCCACGUAGCCCCCACUUUGGUGCAAUAUGGGAGGCUGGGGUUAAGUCAGCCAAACAUCACUUGAAGCGUGUCAUUGGGGAAACAAAGCUUACAUUCGAGGAGAUGACAACCUUUCUGACGCAAUGUGAAGCUAUCUUAAACAACAGACCGCUAUUCCCGGUUUCGGAUGACCCAAACGACAUCAAAGUGUUGACACCGUCGCAUUUUCUGAUCGGUAGAUCAGCAUCAAGUAUCCCGGAACUCUCUUACGCUGAAACGAAGAUAAAUCGAUUGAAUCGUUGGCAACAUCUCCAACUGAUGAAAGAACAUUUUUGGAAAAGAUGGUAA